AUGCACACCUUCAAACGGCCCGUAAAAUUUCGACAAUGGCGAGUGAUAAAACUGCUCGGAUCGGGAGGCUUUGGUGAUGUAUACAAGGUGGUUAAAGUGAACAACCCUGACAAAACGGAAUCUGCAAUGAAAACCGAAAUGGUACUCGGUAAUCGGCUAAUGUUACGGUUGAAAAUUGAGGUUAUGGUUCUAAUGAAAUGUCAUGAACAGACAGACCCAGAGAAAAAAGCUCAUUUUGUUGCAUUUGUAGACAGGGGAAAAACGGCUAAAUUCAAGUUUCUCGUAAUGGGUUUGGUAGGACCAUCAUUAGAGGACAUACGAAAAGAAGACCUUAUGAGGAAUUACUCAAAAUCAACUGCUAUGCAGUGUUGUAUACAGACCAUGACGGCUGUGCGUGAUCUACACGGAAUUGGCUAUUUACAUAGGUAG
Molecule: messenger RNA, 429 nt
Organism: Strongylus vulgaris
Lineage: Eukaryota; Metazoa; Nematoda; Chromadorea; Rhabditida; Strongylidae
Source: the annotation of a GenBank genome assembly